Molecule: messenger RNA, 2016 nt
Organism: Artibeus jamaicensis (Jamaican fruit-eating bat)
Lineage: Eukaryota; Metazoa; Chordata; Mammalia; Chiroptera; Phyllostomidae
Gene: PTP4A3
Product: protein tyrosine phosphatase 4A3
Exons: 6
Coding region: 1091-1612 (173 amino acids)
Biological process (GO): protein dephosphorylation; endothelial cell migration
Cellular component (GO): nucleus
Molecular function (GO): protein tyrosine phosphatase activity
Source: RefSeq, a predicted model, not a curated record
UUUCCCCUUCCUCCGCGCCGCUUCCUCUGCGCUGGGUCCUCCGCCGCCCCUUUGUUUGCCGGUCGCGGAGAACCCACAGUUAUAUUUAGGCGGCAGGUGUGGGAGCCACAACAAGCCAGGUCGCCAGCCGGUCACCGGCCUCCCCGCCCCACGUGAUGCCCGGGCUCUAUAAAUAGCCCCGGGCCGCCCGCCCCGGGAGCCUCCGCGGAGAGCCAGCGCCCCGCACCGUGGGUCUCCUGGUCGGGGCCCGGUUUGGCCCCGUGCGGAUGGAGGCAGCGGCAGGACGCCCUCACUCUCCGACGCUGCCCACUGCUGACCGGCCUGGGAUCCAUGGAGAGGGCCUCCGGCGGCAGCCCUGAGCGCCGCCGUGUCCAGCGUCCCCGCGCCUGCCGCUGAGGGUGCCCCGUGCCUCUGGCCUGCGCCGUCGCCCUCGCCCGCCCAUGGCCUCCACCCGGCCCAGGGCCACCUGAGCCCCCCGUGCCCUGCCAGGACUCACCGUGCCCUGAUGGGGUGACGUGACCCAGGCCUACUCCUUGGAGCCGCCCGUCUGCCCGUGACCUCCGCCCCAGGGAGGCCCCGUGGGGCAGUGUGCUUUCCCUUCGGUCCUGGAGGGCUCGGGCCCGCCUGAGGGAGGGGUCGCCCACCCGCCCACCCGCCCACCGAUGCAGAGAGGACGUCCCGGCAACCGGUGCGGCGUGGGACGUGGUUGCAGCGGCCAGACUGACUCGGGGCUUUUACAAGUUUUCUUUUCGGAGUUUCUUGACCAUUCUUUUCAUUUUCGCCCUUUUGUAAUUAAUCGUUCCUAUGAUUAAUUGUUUAUAAUUGAUUGCCCAUCUCUGAGAGGCAGGGGCUCCGAUGGCCUGUUAGACUUCUGGGGGCUCUUUCUUGCUUUUCUUUUUUAAAGACUUGGAUUUUCUUUUUUAACCAUCCUACCCCCUCCCAAGUGUUUGCACAAUAUUUGUGCUGGGGGCGGGGGCGGAUUUUUUAAAAAGCAUUUUUCUUUCUUGGACAAGCACAGAGAUCCCGUUCUUGGGUUGUGGGGGGCUGGGGACUCUCCCCACCUGCGUCCCAGCCGCCUCAGGGAGCGGCCAUGGCCCGCAUGAACCGGCCGGCCCCCGUGGAGGUCAGCUACAAGAACAUGCGGUUCCUCAUCACGCACAACCCCACCAACGCCACCCUCAGCAGCUUCGUCGAGGACCUGAAGAAGUAUGGGGCCACCACCGUGGUGCGGGUGUGCGAGGUGACCUACGACAAGGCCCUGCUGGAGAAGGACGGCAUCACCGUCGUGGACUGGCCGUUUGACGAUGGGGCUCCCCCGCCUGGCAAGGUGGUGGAGGACUGGCUGAGCCUGCUGAAGGCCAAGUUCUGCGAUGACCCGGGCAGCUGCGUGGCCGUGCACUGCGUGGCAGGCCUGGGACGGGCUCCGGUCCUCGUGGCUCUAGCCCUCAUCGAGAGCGGGAUGAAGUAUGAAGACGCCAUCCAGUUCAUUCGACAGAAGCGGCGAGGAGCCAUCAACAGCAAGCAGCUCACCUACUUGGAAAAGUAUCGGCCCAAACAGAGACUGCGGUUCAAAGACUCGCACACACACAAGGCCCGAUGCUGUGUCAUGUAGCUCGGGCGCUGGGGCCGGGCUGCCCACCCGGCCUCCCCCAGCAGUGCCCCGGCGCCCCCGCCUCCCACCCUGCUCCACCCAGGCACCCUCGUCUCUGCCCGUCUGUCCCUGCGUCCGUCUGCCCAUCUGCCACUUUUUAGGCCCGCCCUUCCUUUUGUCUCUGGUCUGCCCCGUGUGUCUGUCUCACUGAGGUGUUGUCCGGGGCCCUGGCCUUUCUGCUGUCACCCUCCCUGCCCGGCUCUUCUCUCUGGCCUUUUGUUGGGGGCGGGCAUACUUUUUAACCACUGGGCCCAACCCCUCCUCCGCAGCCCCUCGCCCUGACCUGCUCUCGGUCCCUUAGAUGAUUGGGUCUGAGGGCGGCCAGUUAUUCCGGACACUCGAAGGCAAUAAACCAGGACCCUGUG